AAAGCAUCAAAGAAGGCACCUUCUACCUCAAAGAAGGCCAGAGCUCUCUCCAUCAGCAAACAGAGCAACACCAUCCAAAGGUCUACAAGAAAGCCUCUGAUCACCCCUGCUAGAAGUUUACUUGAGUCUUCAAUCAUUGGCGCCACUCCGCUUAUCACACCACGCUUUGACCCAAGAUUGCCCAAGACUCCAGCACUGAGACUUGCACGUCACAGGGAGAAGGUGUACAGCAUGUCUGUUAACGGCUCACCUAUUGUUGGCUGUGGAGAGGACAUUGUCAUUAGUGUCCCCCUCGCAAACGGAGAGUGCAUUCAGCUGCUGGCCAGUGAGAUGGACUCUGUGGAUCUGAGUCAGCUGGAUGAGAAGGCCCUACGCAGUAUCAGAAACCUGCAGGUAUGUGUUGCUGUCACUGAUCUAUAA
This is a messenger RNA of Sinocyclocheilus rhinocerous, 420 nucleotides long. RefSeq names its product borealin-like. Lineage: Eukaryota; Metazoa; Chordata; Actinopteri; Cypriniformes; Cyprinidae. Gene Ontology annotation, biological process: mitotic sister chromatid segregation. The annotation marks the transcript as partial. The record is from RefSeq and is a predicted model, not a curated record. The transcript has 4 exons. Gene Ontology annotation, cellular component: chromosome, centromeric region; chromosome passenger complex; spindle midzone.